Molecule: messenger RNA, 6384 nt
Organism: Coturnix japonica (Japanese quail)
Lineage: Eukaryota; Metazoa; Chordata; Aves; Galliformes; Phasianidae
Gene: ZBTB11
Product: zinc finger and BTB domain containing 11
Biological process (GO): regulation of transcription by RNA polymerase II
Cellular component (GO): nucleus
Molecular function (GO): RNA polymerase II cis-regulatory region sequence-specific DNA binding; protein binding; DNA-binding transcription factor activity, RNA polymerase II-specific
Source: RefSeq, a predicted model, not a curated record
GUCACACACUGAAGUCUUGCAGACUUUGGAUGCUUGAGUUUAUUGCAGUGAAGUGUAAGGAUGCCAUAAGAUGAAACAUCUCACAUAUAACCAGAAUUCUGUGCACAAUCCUGCAUUUCUUGCCUCCUGCCCCUCAGCUCAGAGGCGCUUGCACCCACCUCUUCUGCACCCCCUGGUGACACAGCUGAGGAACAACAAGGCACCCCACGAAGCCAUCUAAUAUGAUUUACCCGGGAAGUAUUGGUGAUGGUUGGACUAGAUGAUCUUCUAGGUCUUUUCCAACCUUGAUAAUUCUGUGAUUCUGUGAUCUCAUUCCAUGCCCAGCUCCAAGAUGGCGGCCCCACUCUUUCUCUCCCUUCCUCGCGCACGCUCACCCGCCCCCGCCGCGGGGCGCGGGCCGCUGACGCCACUUCCUCUUGUGCAGCAGCCAUUUUGUCUUUCCGUUGCUGCUGCUGCCCGAGCUUCUCCCUCCCUCCCGCCGCCGCUGGCCGCGAAACUCCAGUUCCCCCUCAGGCCCGGCUCCCGCUGCCCGUCCGUUCCCCUCCCCCUCACUGCUCCCGGCGGCGCCCGGCGCCCACCCCGCCCCGCUCGGAUCCCCGCCGUCCCCCGGCCCCCCUCUCCCGGGGCCCACCGCACACAGCCGGCCCCGGGAGCGGGAGCCCGGCCCCGCGCGUCCUCGUCUCGCCAUGUCCAGCGAGGAGAGCUACCUGGCCAUCCUCCGCUACCUCACCAACGAGCGGGAGCCUUACGCGCCCGGCACGGAGGGCAACGCCAAGCGAAAGAUCCGCAAAGCGGCCGCCUGCUACGUGGUGCGGGGUGGGACCCUGUACUACCAGCGGCGGCAGAGGGACCAGCAGCGCUUCGCCGAGCUCGAGGUGGUGCUGCAGGCCGAGCGCCGCGCCCGCCUCAUCCGCGCCGCCCACCUGGCGCCCGACGGAGCGCACCGCACCCGGCUGCAGACAUGGCAGGGGCUGUCGCAGAAGUACUGGUGGCGAGGUAUUCUUAAGCAGGUUAAAGAUUACAUUAAAGAAUGCAGCAAGUGCCAGGAAAAGCUGGAUCGUUCUAGAUCUCUGUCAGAUCCUUCAGAAAUGCUUGAGGAGCUUGGACUGGAUGUAAAAUCUCACGAAGACAGUAAUGAAACAGAUGAUGAAGUGAGUAACGCGGCGUCAAUCCCAGCUGCAUCCCCAAAGCCUGCAAAGAAGAAGCCAAUAGCAAAGCAUGAGCUUGUAUUUGUUGAUAGUAAGGGCCUUGUGAAGCAGUCGUCUUCCAAACACUGUCUGUCAGUCUUAAACCAGCUGAAUCAGCAGAGGCUUUCCAAUCAGUUCUGUGAUGUGACUCUGCUGAUUGAAGGAGAGGAGUACAAAGCUCACAAAUCCGUCUUGGCAGCCAACAGCGAGUACUUCCGAGAGCUCUUCAUUGAGAAGGGAGCUGUCACUAGUCAUGAAGCUGUAGUGGAUCUGUCAGGGUUUUGCAAGUCAAGUUUCCUUCCGCUAUUGGAAUUUGCUUAUACUUCAGAAUUAACUUUUGACUUCUGUAGUAUGGCAGAACUGGCCAUGCUUGCCCGGCAUCUCCUCAUGUCAGAGGUUCUUGAAAUCUGUGAGAACGUGCACAAACAGAUGGAAGAGAAACAAAUUACAGUGUACCAAAAGGGAGAUAUUCAAACAGUAGAAUCGACACAAAAUUUAGCAGAGCAAACUACAGCUGAGAUGCCUCCUGUGGACAGUGCUGAGCAGUCUCUGCCAGUAGAGCUGACAGCCGGGGAAGUGACAGCAACUGUGAAUGGAGCUCCUUCCUCUGUUGAGCCAGAGGAGAAAGCAGAACCCCAGCCUGGCGUCCUGCCCCCAGGGCCUGCAGAGGCCUCUCCUCAUGAUCUUUCAAAGCCUGUGGAGCAGUCCGAAGCAAUUGAAAAUGGUGUCAAAAUGCAGCUGGUAGAGAGCAGUUCAAAUAGCCCUAUGUCUGCCAGGCAGCCUGAGUCAUCAGCUGUGGAAGCCAUGGAUACUGAAAGUCCAUUGGAAAAGGAGACAGACGAAAAUGAAAAUUGUAAAGUAAAUGCAGAGACUGUUUCUGAAGACUCCUCAGAUACGCUCAAGGAAAAGCAUGGCAGGCAAAGUAGAGAACAGAGCCUUUCAGCUUCACCAUCGGAAAGCCUGACUUCCAGCCAGGAUGACACUUACAAGAGUAAGCUUCGGCAGCGGUCUGUUAGUGAAGGUGGAUACAUCAGGUUGCACAAAGGAAUCGAGAAGAAACUGCAGAACAGAAAGACAAAUCCUAAGUCUGCAAUACAGCAGGUUGCCAUGAAGCUGGUUCAGAGAGGGAAGAAAAUGAAACAGCCCAAAAGAGAGACCACUGAAAAUAACGAAGUAGAAGCUCAACACAAAUGCACUGAGUGUGGAAUGGUGUUCCAGCGACGCUAUGCACUUAUCAUGCACACACUGAAACAUGAAAGGUCUAAAGACUACAAGUGCCCUUUAUGUAAAAAAGAAUUCCAGUAUGGUGCCUCCCUGCGAGCUCAUCUUGUCCGGCACACGCGCAAGACUGAGGUGAAUGCUGCAGCUGAUGGUGUAGAAGAGACGGGCGCAUCCUCGGUGAAAGGGAGAACUAAACGGGAGUUCAUAUGUGAUAUAUGUGGGAGAACUCUACCUAAGCUCUAUUCUCUCAGGAUACAUAUGCUCAAACAUACUGGCGUAAAACCUCAUGCUUGCAAGGUUUGUGGAAAGACCUUUACGUAUAAGCAUGGAUUAAAAAUGCACUUAGCUCUUCACGAAGUACAGAAACAGUUCAAGUGUGAUUUGUGUGAGAAGUCCUUUGUCACAAAAAGAAGCCUUCAGGAGCAUAUGAGCAUUCACACUGGAGAAUCCAAGUAUCUUUGCACCAUAUGUGGAAAAUCUUUCCACAGGGCUUCGGGACUCAGUAAGCACAUAAAGAAACACCAGCCAAAGCCUGAAGUUCGUGGCUAUCAGUGUACUCAGUGUGAAAAGAGUUUCUAUGAAGCUAGAGAUCUCCGUCAGCACAUGAACAAGCAUUUAGAUGUGAAGCCAUUUCAGUGCCAGUUCUGUGGAAAAUGUUACAGUUGGAAGAAAGAUUGGUAUUCUCAUGUAAAGUCUCACUCUGUCACAGACCCUUAUAGGUGUAAUGUAUGUGGUAAAGAAUUUUAUGAGAAGGCUUUGUACAGAAGACAUGUGAAGAAAGCCACACAUGGGAAAAAAGGAAGAGCAAAACAAAACCUAGAACGAGUUUGCGAGCACUGUGGAAGAAAAUUCACACAGCUCCGGGAAUACAGGAGACACAUGAACAAUCAUCAAGGUGUGAAGCCAUUUGAAUGUCUAACCUGCGGGGUCGCCUGGGCUGACGCACGCUCCCUGAAGCGCCACGUGAGGACGCACACUGGAGAGCGACCGUAUGUCUGCCCGGUUUGCAAUGAAGCUUACAUCGACGCCCGGACGCUAAGAAAGCAUAUGACCAAGUUUCACAGGGACUACGUACCCUGUAAAAUCAUGCUGGAAAAAGAUACUCUUCAGUUUCAUAACCAGGGGACACAGGUGGAGCACGCCAUCAGUAUUUUAGCAGCAGACAUGCAGGAACAAGAAACUGAGAUUAGUGUUGGUGGUGAGGAGAUAGAGACUGUGGUGGUGACUGGAGACACGCUUGAGGCAAUUGAAGCAGUUGCAACUACUGAACAGUGUUCAUCAGUCUCUACUCUUUCUGACCAAAGCAUCAUGCAGGUGGUAAAUUAUGUACUUGCACAGCAGCAAGGACAGAAAAUGGCUGAAGUUACUCAGGCCAUGGAAACUGUAGAAGUGGAAGUAGCCCAAGUUACUGAGACAGAGUGAGCAGAGCCUGAAAGAGAAAGCAAGGGGGCCAAAGCCUUGCCAUGUGGGACAGCCGAGCUUUAGCUGGGUAUCUGAAUCUUACAGUGACACCUGUUCUCUAACAGUUAAUCCCUUAUACUGAAUUUCUUGGCUAUGAAAUACAGCACUGUGUGCUAUGGGGGAAAAAGUAUAAAUGCUUCAGUUUAGGCCAAGGCUUUGAAGGCAAAGAUGUCUGUACUGGUCCAGUUAAAAAACAAAAAAGGCUGGACUACUGAUGUUUCCUGUGUUACAGGGUAAGUAUCAUGCUGUAAAUUGAAGAACAUGUACAAAGAGGCUGCACUAAAACCUAGAAACAUAUAGCAACUUACCGAUAAACUUUUGUUUCAUGUGCAUUUCAUCAUGCUGUGAGCAAAUCACCAGAGUUGGGUCCCAUCUCUUGCCCAAAACGAAGCAAUGAUGAAAGGCUUCAUGCGGCUGUGCUUUGUGAGCGACUUAGAGAAGAUGUGAGGCUUUCGUCUUUUGGCAGAUGUCACAUCUGCAAUCAGUGAAUCCCAGUUUUGCAGAGGUUAUUGAAAUGUCAGGGCGGUGGGCUGCAGGUCCAGGGUUCCACAAAAGAAAGCUAACGGGCAGGGCUGCACUGCUGUCUGAGGUGAGGAAUGUAAGUUCAACCAUUACUCUACAGUAAUCUUUCGUUCUUUAAGUGAGGAGCUUGCACUUCAUCCUCUAUGCACGACUGUGUAUCCAAAGCAGGUGACUUAGUGAUGGAUUUAUUUCUGCAUUGAAUUUAAUACAACUUCCUGUAAGUGAAAGAGAUUAACUGCAUGUUUCUUUGAGAAUGGGUGUAUGUUUGUACUGAAGGAGACCUGCUGCUUAUGAUCUGAUUUGGUGUCUUGCUGAGGGGAGGAACCCCAAUGGUUCCCAAAUGGGGGACACAGCAGUAUCAGGGUAGAGAACUGUGAGUAUCUCAGUAUCAUGUAAUAAAUUGGUCUUAAUGUCUUCUGGAGGCUGGUGAUUUAAUUGCUGCUGCUGUAACAAAUGCUAGGGGAAGCUAAUUACUUAGCGUUAUGCUACGUGGAUUGAAACAUUCUUACUAGGUUUUCAUACUGGAAAAGCUCAACUCACAGCUAUGCUUGGCCCUAGUUGAAAUAUCUGUGAUUUAAUACUAUGUACUGUAUGCAUCUCAAGGUGUGGGUUCUUCCAUUUUUAAGUUCAAACAAGAAAUGCGUCCGGUUGGAGAUAAUGGGAUGUAUGUGAACAGUCAGAACUGUUUGCUUUAAAUUAGUCCCUCUGGCACUGCCCAAUGCUUUCCAACCUGGACAGCAGCAGCGUACCCAAGGAAGCCUGGAACACCGCAGGGUGUGACGUGAAGUUACACGUGUGUAUCUCUGCAAUGCAAAAUCCAUGACAAAGCCAGCACUUCAUAUGAAUUAGUAUUUUUACCUUUCAUUACAUUUAACUACGAGCAUCUGCUUAUGAAGCUACAGCACAGACUGCUCUUUUUCUAUUUUACAAGCAUGCAAAUAAGCAGUUAUAGAUUUUUCUUUUCUUUUUUUCUUAGUCUUUUUUUCUUAAAGUAAUCUAAGGAAGUUCCCACCUUGCAUUUGUGUUAAUCUGUGGAUGAUCAUUUCAGAAGUGAAGGUCAUCCUGCAGAGAAUUAAUGUCAUCAUUUAUAUAUCCUGCAGCGUUCACAAUUGUGGGUUGGUUUUUUUCUGGCUACCCAGUUGAUUAAAACUAAGAGGAAUACUCUGGGGAAAGAAGUACUGCUAGCUUAUAAUGCUUCCAUUUUUGUAAGGUAGAGGAAUCUUGAGAUAGCCAUCCUGCUUUAAAUUACACAGACAUAAGUCAAUUAACAAUUCUUAACGCCAUUAUGAUGGGAAAAGAAUAGACUUGCUAAGUAAUCUUUCAAACUUACUCCAGUGUUUGUAUCUGACAGAUAAUUACGUAUUAAGUGAUGAAAUUUCAAGGAAAUAUAGCUGUAAAUGAUGCUAGAACAUUAUUUGUAUAUUUAGUGCAUUACCUUUCAAAGAAUAUUAUCGGCACCUCGGUUUGAUCUUUUAAUUUUUGAUGCAUUAAUUUAUUUGCCCAAUAUGUGGUAAAAACAGAAAUUUCAGAGCCCAUAGGCCUGCUGUUCAAAACAGAUGAAAAACCACCUGAGAUGUUGUUUCAUAAGCAAAACUCAGCCAGGAAUAUCAAAGCUGAACAUUGGGGACAUCUCUUUCCUAACGUACUGUGCCUUGCCUCUUCAGAACGGCACAAAGUUAACAGGGGGCUGUCGAUGCCUGCUUUGCUGUUCCUGUGUUUGUGCAGCUGCCUUAUGUAUUCCUUCAGAUUCCUUAAGCUCUUAAUUUAAGAUUCUCCCAUCGCCUAUUUGAAGACUGCUAAUAAUGCAGUUGAUAUUAUUUAAGUUGAUUUAUUAUUUUUUUUUAAAUAAAGCUCCUAAGAUGUAUCCAUUUAUAUUCCUAGUAAUAAAUUCCUGUACAUAAUUGGAUCUGUAAACUAUACCGUUUUUAUUUAGUGUUUGAUGUAUAAAGUUAUGGUUUCUGUCAUUAAAUAAAUCCAGUAUUGUCAGAAAUUA